Messenger RNA from Amaranthus tricolor (Joseph's coat), 1510 nucleotides. RefSeq lists its product as uncharacterized. The transcript is spliced from 3 exons. The record is from RefSeq and is a predicted model, not a curated record. Lineage: Eukaryota; Viridiplantae; Streptophyta; Magnoliopsida; Caryophyllales; Amaranthaceae. The coding region runs from base 52 to 1065 and encodes 337 amino acids.
UUCCUCCGCUAUUCCAUUUCUUACCCUGUAUUCUUUCCUUUAACAAUCAAGAUGGGUAAUUGUUUUACCAACCAUAAGAACAAUAAAUCUCUUACUGAAAUUGCUCCAGCUGAUCAAUUUACUACUCUAAAACCCAUGAUUCCUCCUGUCGUUUAUCUUCAUGGAGACCCAACCAACAUUUUCACUAACUACCUCCGUUUCCUUCUUCGCUACAAAUCACUCUCACUCCAUUUCAUUCCCCGACCCGAAACUCCCGAAUUCACCAUCCGUUUCGAUACCGAAUACCCUGUUUCGGGUCCUUUCCAAACAAUUUUGGGGUACGUGGAAUCCAAACUCCCAUUUCCUGCUUUGUUGAAGAGAGAGAAAGCAGAGUGUGUUUGGGGAGAAGACAAACCGAAGGCGCCUUGGGUAGUGAUAGUGAGGAUGGCGGCGCUUCAGCACCAGAGUAUGAGGUUGCAUCUGGAGAGGGUUGCUAAAUGGGGGAUAGAUCUUGCGACACAUGGCGGAUUAGGGGUUAUUGAUCCAACGUUGGGAACACUAAAAAUGGAGGUGGGUAAAUUGGGGAAGAGUUAUGGAAAGUUGUUGGAGAUAUUGUUAGAGCAUGCUCAAAUGGAGGAGCGCAUUCUUUUUCCUCUAUUACAAGCUUCUGAUCCAGGGGUGUGUAGGUGUGUGACUGAGGAACAUGCAAGGGACCUACCCAUAAUGAAUGGGAUCAAAGAAGAUAUAAAAUCAGUGGGUGUUCUCAAACCUGGUACUUCUACCUAUCAAGAGGCCUUGUACAGCCUUUCUGCUCGACUCAAAGCAUUACAAGAAAACUGCAGCCAACAUUUUGAUGAAGAGGAGACAAAUCUUUUUUCUUUGAUGGAGGCAGCUGAAUUGGAUGAGCAGCAGCAGAGAAAAAUUUUCGAACAGUAUAUUAAUGUGAUGCAAGGGACUCAUUCUCAUCUAAUCCGCUUUUUUAUUGAAGGGUUACUUCCUCAUGAAGCAAUGGAGUAUGUGGAUUUGGUCAUGAUCUGCAUGGAUCAGGAAACAAUGGCUUCCAUUCUGUGUAUGCUUGUUGAGUAAGUUUGAGCUGCAGCCAGCAGUACCUUUCAAUAAUGCCCUGAUGCUUGCUAGCAUAUGAAGUACGAAGUAAUCAUGCGUUUUUUAUGCUACUUAAUACUCCCUCCGUCCUUUUGAGAUUGCUAGGCAUGUCGUGUCAGUAGCAAUCUAAAAGGGAUAAAGAGUUAUUUCUUUUGCAGAUAGAAGAGUAUACAAAUGUUUUGGAAGAUUUGAAUCUGUAUAGUUUGUGUUGGGUUUCUCAGGUAAAGCUUGGGGUGGGAUAACCUUGAAAUGAUGUUUACAGCAUUGUGACUGUAACUCCUAAUUGUGACUGUGAGUGGAAAGCUAAGCUGUGCUAUUCCUGUUUAGUCUGUAUCAAAUGAAGAAUAUUUUCCAAGCUCAGCCAAUUAGCCUGUGCUAUGAUGAAACUUUACCUCAAUUCUGUAUUUCAAAAUUGUACAGAAAGUUG